Molecule: messenger RNA, 3313 nt
Organism: Vespula pensylvanica (western yellowjacket)
Lineage: Eukaryota; Metazoa; Arthropoda; Insecta; Hymenoptera; Vespidae
Product: T-complex protein 11-like protein 1
Exons: 9
Coding region: 375-1907 (510 amino acids)
Biological process (GO): signal transduction
Source: RefSeq, a predicted model, not a curated record
CGUCAAUCUUACCAAAGUUGUGUAAAUCACAUUUGUAAAUACAGCUGUUCCUGUUGUGAUUAAAUUGUCAUACAGUGAAUGUUUCGAUUUAUAUAUCAUACAUACGUAUACAUAUACAUAUAUACAUAUAUAUAUAUAUGUAUAUAUAUAUUGCAAAUUUUUGUUAAAAAAUUUCAAGUAUCGAUCUACUUGUCAAUAUUAGAAAAGAGGAACAGCUCAAUAUUUUUGUGAAUCAUAUAUACAAAAGAGACAUUUGACCUCCUUCUCUUCAGGAGCCAAAACAGUCAACUAGCAGCUGCUUUUGAGAGCAGAUCAUGUCAUAGCAAGUGAACUCUAUAUAAACAUAGGAAUAAAAGAUAUUCAUUCUAGUCAUCAUGUCUGACAAAGAUGAAAAGAAAAAUGAUGAGGCAAAGUCCAAUGUUGAUAAGCUUAACAUUCCUAUCGAAUGUCCAACUUCAUCUCGCCAAAUAGAAGAUGAUAACCAUGUAAAACAACAAGGUAUACAAAAUAUGAUAAGCGGAUGGACUGGAGCGUCUCCACCGAAGUUUGUGUCUCAUGAAGAAAUUAUAAGAGCUGCAAAUGGAAUGACAAAUAUGGCUUUGGCACAUGAAAUUGCGGUGGAUAAAAAUUUUCAAUUACAAAAAUUGGAACCAGAUGAUGGUACUUUUCAUAGAAAAGUUAAAGAAAUAAUGCAUAAGGCUUUUUGGAAUUUGUUGGCAGAACAAUUGGAUGAAGAUCCCCCGAUUUAUACACAGGCUUUUAUUUUAUUGAAAGAAAUUAAAGAUACACUGGAUGAACUUGUAUUAUCACAUCAUUCAAAAAUUAAAGAGAAUAUUAAAGAAGUUCUUGAUAUUGAUUUGAUUCAACAGCAAGCGGAAAAAGGUGUAUUAGAUUUUCGCCAUUAUGCAAAUUAUAUUAUUUCUAUUAUGGGCAAAGUUUGUGCACCGGUUAGAGAUGAAAAAAUACAAGAACUGAAAGAAAAAGAAGAUGUUAUUGAAACAUUCAAAGGCAUAAUGGAAGCUUUACAAUUGAUGAGAUUGGAUUUAGCAAACUUUACUAUAACUAUGAUGAGACCAAGUAUUGUUGCCUCAAGUAUUGAAUAUGAAAAGGCUAAGUUUGCAGAGUUUUUAAAAAUUAAUACAGAUGGUUUGCAUUAUACUAAAAAAUGGUUGUUGAAACAUCUUAAUGAAGAAGAAAUUGCAAAUGCUUCUAGUCAUGAUAAUUCUGUGAGACAAAUCACACAUCGUCUUUUAACUGAAGCUUACCUUGAUCUCCUGGAAUGGGAUUUUAAUCCAGAUGCAGAAACUUUGAUGCUUGAUCAAGGUAGAUUGGUAGAAUUACGCGAUAAGACCAGCAGAUUGAGUAUAAUUGGUUCUAUAUUAUUGUUAACAAAUAAUACCGUUGGUGCAUCAAUACAAGGUGUUGCUAAGUUCAAAAUUAGUCUAAAAGAGGAUUUAACAGUGUUAUUAGAUUCGGUACAUUCAAACAAGGAUUUAGAAAAGGUAAUGCCAAACAUUGUUUUGCAAGUGAUAAAAGACCUUAAGGCAACAUUAGAAGAAAUUGGUGCUGGAAAUUUAUCAACUGAUUUAGAAACAUCAUUGGAGGGGCAAAUAACAGAUUUGAUUAAACCGGAUCAUAAGAUUAGAAGCCUUGUUAAUUUGAGAAUUAGACAAUUUUUGCAAAGAAUUAUACAAUCUCAGAGUGCUAUUCCUCAGCAAGUACCAAUUGGUCUUUCAUCUCUACAAGAAGAAUUAACAGCUAUAGCAGCACAAUUUUUAAUACUCGUUUCUCAUAACAGAAGUGUGUUUGGGGAAUAUUAUCAAGAAAUUGUCAGUAAUGUACUUUCUUCUACAUAUAAUAAUGAUGUGGUAAAGAAGGUAGAACAAGAGAAUUCAAUUGAUUCAUAAAAUGAGAAUUUAUAUGGUUUUAUAUUAUAAAACAUUUAAAUAUCUGGGAAUAGUUUUACAAGUAAAUACUAUAAUGAUUUAAUAGUAAGGGAUAACACAAUCAUGGCAGUAUCAUGCAUAGGGACCUAUUGCCACUAAUACUAAUUACUUUUUUGUACUUUUAUUAAUUUAAAGUACUUCAAUAAUAUAUUCAUAUGUUUUAUAAGGGUUUAUACAACAAUGAAUAUAAAAUAACACUUCUUUAUAUUUGGUGUCGUGUAAAAAGAUCUCUUUGCAAUAAUAUUUAUAUAAAGAUUACUUCAGAGGAUAAAUUUGUACGUAUUGUAUGAAUUUAUGUAUCAUAUAUAUAUACAUAUAUACAUAUAUAAAUGCGUACACGUACACGUAUGUGUAUAUGCGUAUAGAAUUUUCUAUAUUUGCCAUGGAAUAUUAUUAUUAAUCAGAAUAUAAAUUUUUUCAUUCCAUUAAAAAAUAUAAUCUACAUUUAUAUAUAUAUAGAGUAGAUUUAUCUUUGCACAAAUAAUUAAAUAAUUUUUUAUCUCUCCGUUCAUUCCACUUCUAUUUACAAAACACUUUCUUUUUUUUUAGGUUUCAGACGCUUCCUUUUAAAUAUUUUGUAACAUAAAUAUGCAUUUGUUUUAACAGAUCAGUAUUAAGAAAGAAAACUAUAUAUGUGUGGGUAUAUUUACAACUGUAUAUACGACUAUUGGCAAAUUAAUAAUUAAAGGACAGAAUAUAAAUGCAGUAAAUCAAUAUGUAAAGCCAAUGAAAGGAAAAUGAUGAAUUCAUAUUUUUGGAACGUUGUUUUCAUUUCAAUUAUAAUAAUGUGUUUCUUGUACGAUUACUAUAACUGCAUAUAUAUAUAUAUAUAUAUAUAUAUAUAUAUAUAUACACACAUCAUACAUAUAUAUAUAUAUAUAUAUAUAUAUAUAUAUAUAUAUAUACCACAUACCAACACGUUUUAUCUUUUGUUUUUUUUUACCGCUACCAUAGUGCUUUCCAGUUAUAGAGUUAAAAACAAUGAAGAGAACAAUUUUGUAAUCUUAUUACAAUGGAAUUGUAUAUUACGUAUUUUUGCAUUAAACAUUAACAAGUAUGAUAUAUUUUACAAAUUAACAAUUACCUUUAAAUAUAUGACUGUAUAACAUUUGUAUAAUAGAUUAAUAUCACGUUUUUGUUAUUCAUACGAGUAGUAGUAGUUUAUUGUUCAUAGUAGAAAAGAAAUAUUUGUACAACAGUGUAGUACAGCACUAAAUUAAUUUAAUUAUUUAUAUAUGUCGUUAUGUUUAAUAUUCUCAAGAGAUCAGUAUAUAAAACAAUGCAAUUCUAAAAGAUUCUAAAGAUCACUUGUAAGGUUUUAUUAACUUUGUAUUAAGAGGAAUAUUUGAAAUAAAUUAUUAAACAUA